Messenger RNA from Styela clava, 2560 nucleotides. RefSeq lists its product as uncharacterized. Gene Ontology annotation, molecular function: calcium ion binding; Notch binding. The record is from RefSeq and is a predicted model, not a curated record. Lineage: Eukaryota; Metazoa; Chordata; Ascidiacea; Stolidobranchia; Styelidae.
UCUGUAAAACGCAAUUUGCCUCGCCAUAUUGAAAAUUGAUAGCGCGCGUAAUCGUACUUUCUUAUUACAAUUAGGAAAUUUGUAUUCGUAAACUACAAUAGCAACGUUGGUAUACGAAAAAAUCAAGACAGGAUGCUUAUUCUUAUAAUCGUAUGCACGAUGUCUACAAUCACACAAGGAAACUGUCAAGAAGAAAAUGCGAAUCAAGGUGGGUAUGAUUAUGGUGGUUACGACUAUGGAAAUAGUCAGCAAGGUGAAAAUCAGAAUUAUGCAAACAACAAUGGUGGUUACGAUUAUGGUAAAGGAAAUUACGAUUAUGGUAACGGAAGUUACGAUUAUGGUAACGGAAAUUACAAUUAUGGUAACGGAAACGGAAGUUAUGAUUAUGGUAAUUAUAACUAUGGGAAUGGAAGUCAGGAUUAUGGUAACUACAACUAUGGAGGGAACGGCAGUUACGAUUAUGGCAACUACGGUGACCCAAAUGUCGAACAACCAAGUCAGGAAGCAAGUCCCGCAAACGCCAAGUUUACCGAAUGCGGAGGCCAGUUAACUGAAUCAACUGCUCUUUUAAAAACUCCUCACUAUCCAACAGAAGAGAAUACACAGAGCGUUUAUCCGAAUAGUGCAUAUUGUAAAUGGUGGUAUACUGGAAACGAAACAUCUUUGGUUCGGUUCAAAAUGUGGGAUCUCGUCAUCGAAAUUGGUGAGAACGAUUCGAAUAUCACGUGUGAUUUCGAUUACAUUAAUAUUACUAUCACAAGUAUCGGAUCCAAGCGAUUCUGCGGAUAUGAAACACCAGAAGAAGAAUAUAGAGGAAUGGGCUCAUUUACUAUGAUAUUCGUAUCGGAUGCUACAACCAAUUUCAGAGGAAUGCAGGGGACAUAUCAAAUCACUGAAAAUCAUACUCCAUGUGAUCCGUCUCCAUGUUCUCAAUACGGUGAAUGUGAGAUUCUGCCAGACCUUGUGAGAGUCAAGUGUAAUUGCGAGGAUGGGUUUACGGGACGAAAAUGCGAUACUGAUGUACAAGAAUGUAAUUCUAGUCCAUGCCAGAACGGUGGAACUUGUAAUGAUAAAAUAAAAAUAAAUCAUUACGAAUGCAACUGUGCCGUCGGAUAUAAAGGAAUCAAUUGCGAAACAAAAAUUCAAGACCCGUGUCUUCCGAAUCCGUGUAAAAAUGAAGGCAUUUGCAGAAAACACUCGAAUACGACAUAUUCGUGUGAUUGUACAGAUCUUUAUAAAGGAGAUGCGUGUGAAAUAGAAAACUUUCCACCUUGUCAUUCUUCACCUUGUAAAAACGGAGGAGUGUGCUUGGAUUUCAAAGAAGAAACAAAAUAUAUAUCCAUUCCAAAUUAUGAGGGAUCUUCAAGUCCGGGCGAAUCCCUACAAAAAAAAGCGCCUGCUGAAUAUUUUGGAUUUAACUGCACUUGUGAUUGGAAACACCGGGGAAAACAUUGUGAAAUAAAUUCUGGAUGUGGAAAUCCAGGAAUUCCAGGCCUGGAAGACGGGUAUUGGUUUGAUCCGAAUUCUACUGUAGAAUUUUCUUGUGUUGAAGGGUACGAUCUGGUGGGGAAAGCGAAUAGUACAUGUCAUGCCGAUGGAACGUGGUCUUCUCUUAUGCCAGACUGUGUUGAAAACCCAGAAAUGGCGGCAAGUAAGCAGAAAGGACCUGUGACACCAUGGUCAGGUGCGAUGAUGGCGUUGGGAGCAGCGUUCAUCGCAAAUGCAAUAGCAUUUGCUUCUUGGAUGGCAAUAAAAGCUCCAUGGAAAAAAGCUGGAAGAAUAAUUAAUAUUUCUCAAGCAAGUUUGAAAUCACUGGAUGAAGUUGAUCAAGAAUCUCAAUAUUCUGAUGAGGACGAAAGUGACGAUGAUGAUGAAUCAGAUGAUACGACAUCUGCAGCUUCGCAGUCUUGCUCCGAAUCGGGCUCAUCAGAUGGAGACAGUCAGUAACAAAACAAAAUCCGAAUGUUCAUGCUUUACAGCAGUUCACCUGGGCCAUUGCUCCCGACUUAAAUAGGCAGACAACUGGUUCUGACAUUCUAUUAACCCCAUCAGGUUUCGCAUCGAACAUCGCUUCCACAAGUCUAAUGGAAAGAAUCCAAUGAUCAUACAGAGCUCAUGGGAUAGUCUUAUCAAAUGAAUCUUCCUAGGCUGAUUUUACUCCAAUUUGUCAUACACCGGACUUAUCUUUUAACGGCACAGAAGCCCAUGCCAGUGAAUCCCAAGUGAGAUCUUAAAUACCAACACCUAUACUAUGGGACGCAAUCCCAUCUUGAUAUAUCAGCAAAACAGGAAUCACAGGAACUAGCAAAUACUUCGCCCUGUCUGCUUAAUUAUAUGGCAAACUAUGGUCUUCGCGGGGAUGAGGAUCCGGUGUGGACUAGGUGUAGUAAACCAGGUGAUCUUAUCGUUUCAGAUGCAUAAACUUGUUUGAGAAAGCCUUAAAUGACUCGUUACACGAUUCCGGGACAAGUCCUGAAACCGUUUCGCAGGUUAUAAUUCACAUAGAAGUCAAGAGCCGAUGUAGGGCUGCAAAGGCAAGCGUAUUUCUAAUGCUUGAAUC